AUGCCCCCAGAUCAUCCCCGCCGCAGCUCGCCGCUGAAAUCGAGGGUUCCCCACUUCUUCUCUUCCGCCGCCGUUGUUCUGGCUGUGCUUUUCUGCUGCUCGCUUGCUUCGGGUGAUGACAAACAUGCAUUGCUGGAGUUCAAAUCUGCCCUGACGAAAGACCCUCUAGGGCUUACCUCCACUUGGGACCCUAAAGAUCCCGACCCGUGUACCUGGCAUGGCGUUACCUGCGACUCCCUUUCCCGGCGAGUUACGGCUCUCCAGCUUUCCUCUCGCGCCGAGGGCUCCGCUUGUUCUCUGUUCUCGCUCUCGGCAAGCUCGACGACGGCUGCGAAUGGUAACUUCUCUCUGCUCUUCCCUUGUUUAGGAGUUAGCCUUGAUGUUCUGCCGAAAUUGGAAGGCAAAUUGUCGCCUAAGCUUGCCCAGCUGUCUCAGCUUAGGAUUCUGUCACUGUCGUUUAAUGGUUUGUCCGGGGAGCUGCCUCAGGAGAUUGGCCAACUUCAGUCGUUGGAAGUUCUUGACCUGGGGUUUAAUGCUUUUCAUGGCUCGAUACCGAUUGCCCUCCAGAAUUCUUCUUCCUUGCGUGUGAUUAAUCUGUCCGGGAAUCUGUUGAAUGGUACGAUUCCAGCAUUCUUUGAGCAAUUGAGGGGUCUGCAAGUCGUGGCAUUGUCUUUUAAUCUGUUGAGUGGUUCGAUCCCAGUGGAAUUAGGAGAUAAUUGUGGUAGCCUGGAGCAUCUCCUUCUUAAUGGUAAUUCGCUAACAGGUUCGAUACCUCUGAAUCUAGGAAGUUGCAGAGAGCUGCGCUCUUUGUUACUGUCUUCGAACUUGUUGCAAGAUGAUGUUCCUUCAACUCUUGGGAAUUUAACAAAUCUGGAAGUGCUUGAUUUGUCAAGAAACUUCUUGAGUGGAAACAUUCCUCCCGAGUUAGGAAACUGCGAACAGUUGAAGCUGCUUGUACUGAAAAAUACGUAUGGCCUUCUCUGGUCGAGGAGUCCUGCAAGUUCAAAUAUUGAGGAAGAAGAAAGAGGUGAGGGAGAGUUCAACUACUUCGAUGAAAACUUGCCCGAGAGCAUCUUAAAGCUCCCUAAUCUUCGUGUGCUAUGGGCACCAUACUUGAAUCUGGAGGGCCGCUUUCCCCAAAUUCUAGGUCCUUCAUGCAACUUGAAGAUGCUGAAUUUGGCUGGAAAUUAUUUUUCAGGAGGAAUACCAGUGUCCCUUGGUAAUUGUAAUGGCUUGACUUUUCUUGAUUUGAGCUCCAACAACUUUACUGGGCCACUUCCUUCAGAGUUCUCCGUCCCAUGCAUGAUUGUCUUCAAUGUUAGUCAUAACACUUUAUCUGGCGAUAUUCCAAGAUUCUCUAGCAGUCGCUGUGGAAAUGUGUCUAUUGACACGGUUGAGAAUGCACUUGGUUUCUACUCAUCCUUCUUUUAUGCCAAUGCUGUCAAGGGAAUUACAUCUUUCAGUUUUCCUUCUAGUGACUUGGCUGUUCUGCAUGAUCUGAGCAAUAACCUCUUCACGGGUCUAGUUCCUCCCCUAUUCAUUGCCUCAGAAAGCUUCCCUCGGAAACCUUUUUAUGGAUUUUGGUUGGCUGGUAAUAACCUUGGUGGCAAUAUUACUACUUUCUCGUUUGAGCCAUGUUCUAACUUGAAUGGCUUGGUUUUUGAUGUUGGGAACAAUAAAGUUGUUGGUGAAAUGCCUUCAGCCUUGGGAAGUAAUUGUAAAUGCCUGAAGUUUCUCAGUUUGGCAGUAAACAGUUUAAUUGGUUCAGUUCCUCCUAGCUUUGCUUAUCUUGAUUCUCUGGUGACUCUUAAUCUGAGCAGUAACAGACUGCAAGAUACCAUACCAUCCUAUUUAGGGCUGAUGAAAAACUUGAGGAUUCUGUCAGUAUCUAGCAACAAUUUUUCUGGGGUUAUACCAUUGGAAUUGGGCCAGCUGUCUGCACUAGAGGUUUUGGAUCUUUCUUCUAAUUCUUUGUCCGGCGAGAUACCUCCUGAUCUUUCGAAACUUGAACAUCUCAGUGUUCUGCGGUUAGAUCAUAAUCACCUUUCUGGGAAGAUACCCUCCGGAUUCAGCAACACAACAUCUCUGUUGGUACUUGAUGUGGCCUUCAACAAUCUAUAUGGACCCCUUCCCCUGAAUCCAAAUUUAGUCAAAUGCGACUAUUAUAGGGGAAAUCCUCAUCUUGAGCCAUGUCAUGGUGACACGUCAACCCCUGAAUGGGAGCAGGAACAUUCUGGCAAUGUGUCUCAGCAACAGGCUAAUACGCCCUCUGGAAGCAAACCUCCUAGGACGAGCACUCAUUUGAACCCGAUAGAAAUAUCCUCCAUCACAUCAGCCUCGGUCAUUGUUGCUGUCCUCAUUACUUUAGCUAUUGUGUUCUUCUGUUUGAGGAAGUUUUCCUUUUGUUCUACAUCGGGCCAGGGGUCAGGGGUAAAAGAGGUUAUAACCUUUAAUGAUAUUGGUGUGCAGCUGACAUAUGAAAAUGUUGUAAGGGCUACUGGGGGUUUCAAUAUUCAGUAUUGCAUUGGAAGUGGAGGGUUUGGAGCAACAUAUAAAGCUGAGAUUGUUCCUGGAGUUAUGGUGGCAGUCAAGCGGUUGUCAAUAGGGAGAUUCCAAGGAUUUCAACAAUUAAGUGCUGAGAUCAGAACUCUUGGAAGGGUGCAGCAUCCGAACCUCGUGAAGCUGAUAGGUUGUCAUGUUAGUGAGUCUGAAAUGUUUCUUAUAUACAACUACUUGCCAGGUGGCAAUCUUGAAAAGUUCAUCCAGGAGAGGUCCAGGAGAGCCGUGGAAUGGAGCAUGCUUCACAAAAUUGCCCUUGAUAUUGCCCGUGCCCUAGCUUAUUUGCACGAUGAGUGUGUGCCUAGAGUACUCCACCGUGAUAUCAAGCCGAGCAACAUAUUGCUGGACAAUAAGUUUAACGCAUAUCUUUCUGAUUUUGGUCUUGCUAGGCUCCUUGGUACUUCUGAGACCCAUGCUACAACUGAUGUGGCUGGGACUUUUGGAUAUGUUGCUCCUGAAUAUGCAAUGACAUGUCGUGUCUCUGACAAGGCUGAUGUGUACAGUUAUGGUGUUGUCCUUCUAGAAUUAAUGUCCGAUAAAAAAGCCCUGGAUCCUUCAUUCUCUUCCUUUGGUAAUGGCUUCAACAUCGUUGGCUGGGCAUGCAUGCUUCUUCGGCAGGGUCGAGCUUCUGAGUUUUUCAUGGCUGGGCUAUGGGAUUCUGGACCUCAUGAUGAUCUGAUUGAGAUUCUUCACUUAGGGGUUAUGUGUACUGGCGAAUCUUUUUCGUCUAGGCCUUCCAUGAGACAAGUGGCUCAGCGUUUGAAGAGGAUUCAGCCUCCACCAUCUUAA
Linum tenue is the source of this 3348-nucleotide messenger RNA. Lineage: Eukaryota; Viridiplantae; Streptophyta; Magnoliopsida; Malpighiales; Linaceae. The record is from the annotation of a GenBank genome assembly.